GUAUUGUUGAAAAAGUAUGAACGACAACAACUUACCUGCGCGUUUAUGCUGGUUUGGAAAAAUGUCAAAAUGAUGAACAAUUGAGAUGCCGCAGGAUCCAGGAUAAAAUGUCCAGCGCAGGUCUUUGUCAAGCAGUCACUUUUGUACUGUAUGGCUUCGUUCGAAUGGUCAAAGCUCUUACAUCAACCAGAAGAUUCACCAUUGCUACAACAACUUAUCAGCAAUGCUGCAAAUGGUAGCACUAUGGAGCCAGCGAUCAAAGUGUUCCCCGAUGCAAAGUACAAGUCGUGGCCGAGUCUUGGAAUCUCCUUCUGCUUCACCAUAGUUGACGGCAGCGAACAACUGGAUUCCAUAGAUAUAUUCAACGGACACCCAAAAGACAAAUUCGCGGCGUAUAGUGGAGAUUUACCCCUAGGACUCUUGUCUUCAUCACAGGCACAUGAAGUUGUAUCCAAACUUGGAGAACCUAUCAAGAAAGGUGGUGGAGGAAAUACCAGAAUGCCAUGCUGGGUUCAAUAUGACACGGACCAAGGGUUUACACUGCAGAUAAAUUUUGACGGUGUGCAUUGGGAAGAUCGUGAGAUGGGCUGGUGUUCUAUGGUCGUAUACGAAGAUUAAGGAAACCAGACUUUGGCCAGCAUGUAGUAUAGAGUAUUUAAUUUUUUGAAAAGCCAACAAUAAUGACCAUUGAUCAAGUUUGGUCAACUUAUCAACCAUUGCAUACGCGAAUAAACAGCGGGAUGUGUCUUAUAACCUCGU
Messenger RNA from Umbelopsis ramanniana AG, 759 nucleotides. RefSeq lists its product as uncharacterized. The transcript has a single exon. NCBI's taxonomy places the organism in Eukaryota, Fungi, Mucoromycota, Umbelopsidomycetes, Umbelopsidales, Umbelopsidaceae. The record is from RefSeq and is a predicted model, not a curated record. Bases 151 to 618 code for a protein of 155 amino acids.